Messenger RNA from Seriola dumerili (greater amberjack), 613 nucleotides. RefSeq names its product hemoglobin subunit alpha-B. Gene Ontology annotation, cellular component: haptoglobin-hemoglobin complex; blood microparticle; hemoglobin complex. The record is from RefSeq and is a predicted model, not a curated record. The transcript is spliced from 3 exons. NCBI's taxonomy places the organism in Eukaryota, Metazoa, Chordata, Actinopteri, Carangiformes, Carangidae. Gene Ontology annotation, molecular function: oxygen binding; organic acid binding; peroxidase activity. Gene Ontology annotation, biological process: oxygen transport; hydrogen peroxide catabolic process. The coding region runs from base 56 to 490 and encodes 144 amino acids.
CAACAGCAUUUUUUGAUCCACAUUUUUCUCAAUUCCUGACAACUGCAAAGGAGCCAUGAGUCUCACAGCGAAAGACAAGACCGUUGUGACGAAGUUCUGGGAUAAAGUUGAGGGGAAGUCCGCCGAAAUUGGUGGCGAAGCUCUGGGCAGGAUGUUGGUCGCCUACCCGCAGACCAAGGCCUACUUUUCCCACUGGGGGUCCGACCUGAAUCCUCAGCACCCAAUGGUGAAGAAACAUGGUGCAAUUAUCAUGGGGGGCAUAGGCAAAGCCGUCAAAAACAUUGAUAAUCUUACCCGUGGUUUGAGCGCCCUCAGUGAGCUGCACGCCUUCAAGCUCCGGGUGGAUCCCGCCAACUUUAAGAUCCUGGCCCACAACGUCAUCCUGGUUACGGCCAUGUACUUCCCCGCAGACUUCACUGCAGAAGUCCACGUCUCCGUUGACAAGUUCCUGCAGAGAGUGGCUUUGGCUCUGUCCGAGAGAUACCGCUAAGCCCUGCAGCGACCCAGGAGCAUCGACUGCCUCCAGGUGGCAGCUCAUCCAACAGCGUCAACAACCCAACAACCCUGCCCAUGUGUAGGGAUUAGUUCAAUAAAAAUACAAACAUCAAAAUGU